Glycine soja is the source of this 471-nucleotide messenger RNA. RefSeq names its product leucine-rich repeat extensin-like protein 1. The coding region runs from base 1 to 471 and encodes 156 amino acids. Lineage: Eukaryota; Viridiplantae; Streptophyta; Magnoliopsida; Fabales; Fabaceae. The transcript has 3 exons. The record is from RefSeq and is a predicted model, not a curated record.
AUGCUGGACAAUAAGGUGGAGUUUGGUUCCCCAAAUAAGCAGUCUGGCGGAUUCUUUAACUCUGCUCUGGUACUAGGUAGAUUUACUGUUUUGGCUUGCAAAAACAACUCUAAGUUUCUAAUUACUGCUUUUUGGAUGCACCCGUUGUGUGUACCUCCACCCGAGGAUCCUAUGGGGCAGGCUGUUGGUAUGGAGGAUCCACCUACUUCUAUGUACAACUUAUUUGCUCCUAUUGAGGAUGACCCUUAUGUUCCUAUAGCCCCUGUGUCUCCUGUGCAUGACUUUGUGAUUCCGCCUAUACCACCUCUUUGUUACCCUUAUGCUCCGGUUCCGUAUAAGGGGUAUGGUCCCCUUAUUCCUAGAGUGCAUUUUCGUGACCCACCUCCAUCUCCCAUAGCUCCAAAGACUCCUAUCCACCCACCUAUUCCAGUACCUUCACCAAAUCGUCAGUCGGAUAUGCCUAAGGGGUAG